This is a messenger RNA of Mesocricetus auratus (golden hamster), 6596 nucleotides long. It is a transcript of the gene Erbb3, whose product is annotated as erb-b2 receptor tyrosine kinase 3. The coding region runs from base 407 to 4423 and encodes 1338 amino acids. NCBI's taxonomy places the organism in Eukaryota, Metazoa, Chordata, Mammalia, Rodentia, Cricetidae. Gene Ontology annotation, molecular function: neuregulin binding; ATP binding; neuregulin receptor activity. The transcript has 29 exons. Gene Ontology annotation, cellular component: signaling receptor complex; basal plasma membrane. The record is from RefSeq and is a predicted model, not a curated record. Gene Ontology annotation, biological process: protein phosphorylation; positive regulation of cell population proliferation; positive regulation of kinase activity.
UCCGCUCCCCUGGUCACUGCCCCCCCCCCCGGGUGUGAGCGCCGCGGUGGCGACGGUGCGAGGCGGGAACCACGGACGGACGGACGGACGGCGCGGUCGGCCGCCCCAGCGUGGUCGGAGACAGCUGUUCUCCGCGGCGGCCGUGGGGGGCAGCAGAGGGGACCGCGACAGGUGCGGGAGCCCCUCCCAGGGCAGAAGUGGGAAGCCGGGCUCCGGACAGACACCCUCCCCUGCCGUCCCGCUCCGGACUCCGACUCCGGCUCCUGUUGCAGUUUGCAGCCUCCGGUGCCGCCGCUGCCUCCACCACCUAUGCGCCGGGCUGCCCAGGUGGCUGUCGCUUCGAUGUCCUAACCCAGGGGCCCCCGGGCCAGACUCGCCUGGGCUCCCUUCACCCUCCGCUGGAAUCAUGAGGGCGAUUGGGACUCUGCAGGUGCUGGGCUUCCUUCUCAGCCUGGCCCGGGGUUCCGAGAUGGGCAACUCUCAGGCAGUGUGUCCUGGGACUCUGAAUGGGCUGAGCGUGACCGGUGACGCGGAGAAUCAGUACCAGACGCUGUACAAGCUCUACGAGAGGUGUGAGGUGGUAAUGGGCAACCUGGAGAUCGUUCUCACGGGACACAACGCUGACCUUUCCUUCCUUCAGUGGAUCCGAGAAGUGACAGGCUACGUCCUCGUGGCCAUGAAUGAAUUCUCUACGCUACCCUUGCCUAACCUCCGUGUGGUGCGGGGAACCCAGGUCUAUGAUGGAAAGUUCGCCAUCUUUGUCAUGUUGAAUUACAACACCAACUCCAGCCAUGCUCUCCGCCAGCUCCGCUUCAACCAGCUCACCGAGAUCCUGUCAGGGGGUGUCUAUAUUGAGAAGAAUGACAAACUUUGCCAUAUGGAUACAAUCGACUGGAGGGACAUCGUGAGGGUUCAGGGUGCCGACAUUGUGGUGAAGAGCAAUGGCAGAAACUGUCCUCCCUGUCAUGAGGUCUGCAAGGGGCGAUGCUGGGGGCCUGGACCGGAAGACUGCCAGAUAUUGACCAAGACCAUCUGUGCCCCUCAGUGUAACGGACAUUGCUUUGGGCCCAACCCUAACCAGUGCUGCCAUGAUGAGUGUGCGGGAGGCUGCUCUGGGCCCCAGGAUACAGACUGCUUUGCCUGCCGACACUUCAAUGACAGUGGAGCCUGUGUGCCCCGGUGUCCGCAGCCUCUCGUGUACAACAAGCUGACAUUCCAACUUGAGCCCAACCCCCAUACCAAGUAUCAGUAUGGAGGGGUCUGCGUGGCCAGCUGUCCCCAUAACUUUGUGGUGGAUCAGACAUCUUGUGUCAGGGCUUGCCCUCCUGACAAGAUGGAAGUAGAUAAAAAUGGACUCAAGAUAUGUGAGCCUUGUGGAGGGCUGUGUCCAAAAGCCUGUGAGGGGACGGGCUCUGGAAGCCGCUACCAGACUGUGGACUCCAGCAACAUUGAUGGGUUUGUGAACUGCACCAAGAUCCUGGGCAACCUGGACUUCCUUAUCACUGGCCUCAAUGGAGACCCCUGGCACAAGAUCCCUGCACUGGACCCAGAGAAACUCAAUGUUUUCAGGACGGUACGGGAGAUCACAGGGUACCUAAACAUCCAGUCCUGGCCUCCUCACAUGCACAACUUCAGUGUCUUUUCCAACCUGACAACCAUCGGAGGCAGAAGCCUCUACAACCGGGGCUUCUCCUUGUUGAUCAUGAAGAACCUGAACGUCACAUCACUGGGCCUCAGGUCCCUGAAGGAAAUUAGUGCUGGGCGUGUCUACAUAAGUGCCAAUCAGCAACUCUGCUACCACCACUCUCUGAACUGGACAAGACUGCUCAGGGGGCCUUCAGAAGACAGACUUGACAUCAAGUAUAAUCGGCCUCCAAGAGAAUGUGAGGCAGAGGGUAAAGUGUGUGAUCCACUGUGCUCCUCUGGGGGAUGUUGGGGCCCAGGCCCUGGCCAGUGCUUGUCUUGUCGAAACUACAGCCGGGAAGGUGUCUGUGUGACUCACUGCAACUUCCUGAAAGGGGAGCCUCGGGAGUUUGCUCAUGAGGGUGAAUGUUUCUCCUGCCACCCAGAAUGCCUACCCAUGGAGGGCACCAGCACAUGCAAUGGCUCGGGCUCUGAGGCUUGCACUCAAUGUACCCAUUUCCGUGAUGGGCCCCACUGUGUGAACAGCUGCCCCCAUGGUAUCCUAGGUGCCAAGGGCCCAAUCUACAAGUACCCAGAUGCUCAGAACGAAUGUCGGCCCUGCCACGAGAACUGCACGCAGGGGUGUAAGGGACCAGAACUACAAGACUGUUUAGGCCAAACAGAGGCGCUAAUGAGCAAAACCCAUCUGGCAAUGGCUGGGAUGGUCGGACUGCCCGUGGCUCUUCUGAUUCUGGCAGUCUUUUUUCUCUAUUGGCGUGGACGGAGGAUUCAGAAUAAAAGGGCAAUGAGGCGCUACUUGGAACGGGGUGAGAGCAUCGAGCCUCUGGACCCCAGCGAGAAGGCAAACAAAGUCUUGGCCAGAAUUUUCAAAGAGACAGAGCUGAGGAAGCUUAAAGUGCUGGGCUCUGGUGUCUUUGGAACUGUGCACAAGGGGGUUUGGAUCCCUGAGGGUGAAUCCAUUAAGAUUCCAGUCUGCAUUAAAGUCAUAGAAGACAAGAGUGGGCGGCAGAGUUUUCAAUCUGUGACUGACCAUAUGCUGGCCAUUGGUAGCCUAGACCACGCCCACAUUGUACGUCUCCUGGGACUAUGCCCAGGAUCAUCUCUGCAGCUUGUCACUCAAUACUUGCCUCUGGGCUCCCUCCUUGAUUAUGUGAGACAGCACCGCGGAUCACUGGGACCACAGCUGCUGCUCAACUGGGGAGUACAAAUUGCCAAGGGUAUGUAUUACCUCGAGGAACAUAGCAUGGUGCACCGGGACCUCGCUCUCCGGAAUGUGCUGCUCAAGUCACCUAGUCAGGUCCAAGUAGCAGAUUUUGGAGUGGCUGACCUUUUGCCACCAGAAGACAAGCAGUUACUACACAGUGAGGCCAAGACUCCAAUUAAGUGGAUGGCCCUUGAAUGUAUCCACUUUGGGAAAUACACACACCAGAGUGAUGUCUGGAGUUAUGGCGUUACAGUUUGGGAGUUGAUGACUUUCGGGGCUGAGCCCUAUGCUGGACUGAGACUGGCUGAGAUACCAGACCUGCUGGAGAAGGGAGAGCGGUUAGCACAGCCCCAGAUCUGCACCAUUGACGUCUACAUGGUCAUGGUCAAGUGUUGGAUGAUUGAUGAGAAUAUCCGCCCGACCUUUAAAGAACUAGCCAAUGAGUUCACCAGGAUGGCCCGUGACCCACCUCGGUAUCUGGUCAUAAAGAGGGAGAGUGGGCCUGGGAUGCCUCCGGGGGCAGAGCCCUCUGCCCUGACCAACAAAGAGCUGGGGGAAGUAGAGCUGGAGCCUGAGCUGGACCUGGACCUGGACCUGGAGGCCGAGGAGGACAGCCUGGCGACCACACUGGGUUCUGCCCUCAGCUUACCGCUGGGAACGCUCACCCGGCCGCGUGGGAGCCAGAGUCUUUUAAGCCCCUCCUCUGGAUACAUGCCCAUGAACCAGAGUAAUCUCGGGGAGGCUUGUCUGGAUUCUGCAGUUCUGGGGAGUAGUGAACAGUGUCCCCGUCCCAUCUCUCUGCAUCCAAUUCCUCGGGGACGUCUGGCCUCAGAGUCAUCGGAGGGUCAUGUGACAGGCUCUGAGGCUGAACUCCAAGAGAAAGUGUCAGUCUGUCGGAGCCGGAGCCGGAGCCCUCGGCCACGUGGAGACAGUGCCUACCAUUCACAGCGACACAGCCUGCUUACUCCUGUCACCCCGCUCUCCCCACCUGGGUUGGAGGAAGAGGAUGUCAAUGGCUAUGUCAUGCCAGAUACACACCUCAAAGGUACAUCCUCCUCCCGGGAAGGUACCCUUUCUUCUUCGGUAGGUCUCAGCUCUGUGCUGGGUACUGAAGAAGAAGACGAGGAUGAGGAGUAUGAAUACAUGAACCGGAAGAGAAGGAACAGUCCACCUCGGCCCCCUAGGCCUGGUUCCCUUGAAGAGCUGGGUUAUGAGUACAUGGAUGUGGCCUCAGACCUCAGUGCCUCUCUGGGCAGUACGCAGAGUUGCCCACUCCAUCCUGUGGCCAUUGUGCCCUCUGCUGGCACAACUCCAGAUGAGGAUUAUGAAUAUAUGAACCGCAGGCGUGGUGUAGGUGGUGGCGGGGGCGAUUAUGCAACCAUGGGGGCCUGCCCUGCAGCUGAACAAGGGUAUGAAGAAAUGCGAGCUUUCCAGGGGCCUGGACAUCAUGCCCCCCAUGUUCGUUAUGCCCGCCUCAAAACUCUGCGUAGUUUAGAAGCCACUGACUCUGCCUUUGACAACCCUGAUUACUGGCAUAGCAGGCUUUUUCCCAAGGCGAAUGCCCAGAGAACUUAACCUCUGCUCCUUGAGACUCUCAGGGAGCAUUUGUUGGCAGCUAGUGCCUCUUGAGGGUACCCCUUGUUCACCCCUUCCCUCAGGCCCACCCACAUUUCUCCAGUGCUAGACAUUGCCGUCCAGUCUUUGGAGACUUGUAAACAUAUCCUCACAGAAUUUUUGUGGUACGUACCCAGAUGUGCACUUUCUUCUCUUCCCUAACCCAGGAGAAGAGAAGGUUUUCCUGCUUGUCUACUUUCCCAGUGCCAUUCCUCGGCUUCCUCAGGGAGACUCCCUGGAGAUAUGAAGGAUUGCUCUUGAAGCCCUUUUCUCUCAGGCUCUCACUUGUUAGGAUUGGACUUUGCCUUUGUUUCCCUUCAGACUUUCCUAAGGAAGAGGAGAUGAAGUAGAGCUGGAGGAGGAAAGUAAAACGUUGGCUCACGAGACUCUUAAUCCCAUGGAGAGAUUGAGAAGCUUAAAAUGUGUGGAGUAAAGAAAGUUAGGCAUAGAUACCAGUAACUAUGAAUUGAACAUUUACUAUGACGCAGGCACCAUCAAGCUGAACUCUGCCUGCAUUAUCUCAAUUACAGUCUCUACAGUUUUGUGAGGUGGAGCUGAUUCCAUUUUACCAAUACAGGAGUCCUCCUGAGUGUUCCAAAAUAGCCAAUAUGUCUCUGAGUCUGUGGAUAGUACUGAAUCCUGUAGUUUUUGUUUGGUUUGGUUUUUGGUUUUUUCGAGACAGGGUUUCUCUGUGUUGUCCUGGCUGACCUGGAACUUGAUCUGUAGACCAUACUGGCCUUGAGUUCAGAGAUCCCCUCUGCCUCUACUUCCUGAAUGCUGGGACUAAAGGUUUGUGCCACCAUCACAUAGCCUAUAGUUCUUAAAAAAAGUACUUUAGUUGGUUUACAAAACUGAAUGUUAUAGCUUAGUGCCUCUUCCGUCUUACCUAAGGACUUAUAAUUCUUUACGGCCCUAAUUUUUUUACUUUGAAGUGCCACAGCAAAAGUAGUACUAAUUUGUCCAUCUUGAUAAUUUCAUGGAUUUGUUAUUAUAGCUCUUACCAUAUGCCUUUCCUCCAGUAUGAAGUCAAGAACUUUCACCUUUUCUCAAAAAAGAAAAAAGAAAAAAAAAACACUUCUCUUUGGCAUGUGAAUUGCCAGCAUCACUACUCUUGCAUUCUGGGCCCAUUUCUGGGUAAAAUAAGGGUAUUUGAACACAAGUACUGUGAUAUCACUGUUGGUCAGUCUAAUAACAGGCGGGUCAUGAAGUGACUAAGGUUAUUUGGUGUGGAUGCACUAGGCAGAGACCAUUUGUCUACCAGGUGGCGCAGAAAAGAAUAGUUGUAGUUUCAUCAUGCUAUUCAGAAUGGUGUGCAAUUAAAACUUUAGGGACUAUUUAUUUCAGGAACCUGUCAUUCAAUACUUUCAGAUUGUAGUUGAUCAUGGGUUAUUAAAACUGUGGACAGCAAAACCUCAGAAGAUAAUGGGGGACUGAGCCUUGAAGAAAUUAAGCACCAGGUCUAGAAUUCAAAAUCUUCACAAUUCCAAUGCCUGUACUUUUACUACAAAGUGCCAAGGAGUACCUGUGUCAAGCCCUUGUAAGGUAUGUGUGUGUGUGUGUGUGUGUGAGAGAGAGAGAGAGAGAGACAGACAGACAGACAGACAGACAGACAGACAGAAAGAAACAGGGUCUCACUCUGCAGACUGGCCUGGAACUGUGCAGCCCAGGAUGAUGGCCUUGAACUCAACUCACAGUAAUCCUGUCUCAGCCUCCCAAAGGCUGUGACUGCAAGUGUGAACUUCCUGGCAGACUCCUUGUUUGUGCACUCAAUCAAGCAGAUGCCAAGGGCCACAGUUCCCUCCAGCACGAAGGCUUCUUGUCUCAGGAAGGAGUGAAGACGACACAGAAGGACAAAUACCUGGGCAUUUUUGUGGAAGCCACAGCCCACAUAGUUGUGGAUGACAUACACUCCUUACAGCCAAUUCACGAAGGUUCCAAUGUUCAUAUUUUAGGAACUAUUCUUAACCAAUAAAGAGAAACUUCUUGUGGGAUAGAAAGAGGAUCCAUCUUCAGACCUCAGUUUUCCUGGAUGGGACCUGGGGAAAAAUGUCUUGUACCAUUAAAGUUUUUUGUUUUGUUUUUAUACAUGUCUGAAUAAAGAUGCCAAAGAUUCUUUGGAUUUUUGUCAACUGAA